GUCGAAGAUUUGCGUGAGAGUUGUGUCGUUUGUUUACGUGAGUCGCCGACUUGAGUGAGUGAGUGAGUGAGGGACGAGCCACACACACUCAGGUAACUCAGCCACUGCUCACACCUACUCUACACACACUCAAGGUUCAACUCUUCAGCCAAUAUGUCGUCUUCUGAAAAAAAGCCAGCAGACAAGAAGCCUGCAGAUAAGAAGCCAGCAGACAAGAAACCUGCAGACAAGAAGGCUGCAGACAAGAAGCCAGCAGACAAGAAGCCUGCAGACAAGACGCCUGCAGACAAGAAGCCUGCAGAAGCAAACGCUGAAGAUGGCACUUUGGGCAAUGUUAUUACCGAAGGUGGAAGACUUGUCAAAAUGGAAGUGGAUUACUCAACCACGUGUGAUGAAAAAAUCCCAGCAGCCCAACAGAUGGCCAAGGAUGGUCGCGUUCAAGAGGCAGUGGACAGCUUGAUGGUGCUGGAGAAACAGACACGAACGGGAGCUGAUGCACAUUCCACAAGUAGAGUUCUUGUUGCUGUUGUGGAGAUUUGCUAUGAAGCUGGAGAAUGGAAUCUGUUGAAUGAAACUGUAGUGACGCUUACCAAGAAGCGUUCCCAAAUCAAGAUGGCUGUAACGAAGAUGGUUCAGAAGUGCUGUGAAUAUGUGGACAAGACUCCUGACAAAGAAUCUAAGCUGAAAUUGAUGGAUACAUUAAGGACAGUGACUGCUGGCAAGAUUUAUGUGGAGGUUGAGCGUGCACGGCUCACGCACAAGUUGGCCAUGAUGAAGGAAACUGAGGGAGACAUUACUGAGGCUGCUACCAUCCUACAGGAACUACAAGUUGAAACCUUUGGUUCAAUGGAACGUAAAGAAAAGGUUGAAAUGAUACUGGAGCAGAUGCGCUUGUGCUUAUUGAAGAAGGAUUUUGUACGUACACAGAUUAUCUCCAAGAAGAUUAGUACAAAAUUCUUUGAUACCGAAGAAGUGGAUGAUUUGAAACUUAAGUUCUAUAACUUAAUGAUUGAGCUGGAUAGCCACGAAAGCUCAUUCCUGAGUAUAUGUCGCCACUACCGGGCCAUCUACGAUUCCAAGAGUGUUCAGGAAAACGAAGUAGAGAAGAAGAGAGUACUGAAGCACGUGGUUUUAUUCAUCAUUUUGGCACCGUACGAUAACGAACAGAGUGACCUCCUUCAUCGUAUCAAAGAAGACAAGACACUAGAAGAUAUUCCACAGUAUAGAGACCUUUUGCAAUUGUUUGUGACUGCCGAGUUAAUCAAAUGGUCUCGGCUGUGUGAUGUGUACGAGGCAGAGCUGAGGUCAGAAGCUACGACAGUGUUUCCAAACAAUGAAGAGGGCAACGACCGCUGGACAAAGCUCAAAAACCGUGUGGUUGAGCAUAAUAUUCGGAUGAUGGCCAAGUAUUAUACUAGGAUCCACUUGAAGAGAAUGGCAGAGCUCUUGGACCUUUCAGUUAAGGAGAGCGAAGAGUUCCUGUGUCAACUGGUAGUUUCUGGAACGGUCAUAGCACGCAUGGACAGACUCGAGGGAGUGGUCAACUUUGGAACAACCCCCGAACAUUCCCAGCUUCUGAAUAGCUGGUCUGACUCCCUGCAUCACCUCAUGGCUCUUGUCAACAAAACUACACACUUGAUCAACAAGGAAGAAAUGGUUCACAAGCAUCUUCUGACAGUCAAGGAAUGAGGGUUUCCCAAGCAGUUGGUGAGACGGUUCUUAACGUACUUGUAGAAGAUACCGGGCUCUGUUAAAUAAUUUUUUACGUAUUCUGUAGAUGUAUUUGGUCAUGAUGCAAAUAUUGUCCUUAUACAUACAUUUAUUAUAUCAAAUUAAAAAAUGUAUUAAUUAAUAUUGCAACCAUAUAUUAUUUGACAACAAAAGGAUCAACAUCACUAUUACGGCAUAUUGUAUUUAAUAAAUUUUGUAAACAAAUAAUGGAACCAAAAGUA
Procambarus clarkii (red swamp crayfish) is the source of this 1952-nucleotide messenger RNA. It is a transcript of the gene Rpn5, whose product is annotated as regulatory particle non-ATPase 5. Gene Ontology annotation, cellular component: proteasome regulatory particle, lid subcomplex; cytoplasm. The record is from RefSeq and is a predicted model, not a curated record. NCBI's taxonomy places the organism in Eukaryota, Metazoa, Arthropoda, Malacostraca, Decapoda, Cambaridae.